AUGGGUUGUGGAAUGAGUACGGAGGAGAAGGAGGGCAAGGCCCGCAACGAGGAGAUCGAGAACCAGCUGAAGCGGGACAAGAUGAUGCAGCGCAACGAGAUCAAGAUGCUCCUUCUUGGUGCCGGUGAAUCCGGCAAGUCCACCAUCCUCAAGCAGAUGAAGCUCAUCCACGAGGGCGGCUACUCGCGCGACGAGCGGGAAUCGUUCAAAGAAAUUAUCUUCAGCAACACGGUGCAGUCGAUGCGCGUCAUCCUCGAGGCCAUGGAGUCGCUCGAACUGCCGCUCGAGGACCAGCGCAUGGAGUACCACGUGCAGACCAUCUUCAUGCAGCCCGCCCAGAUCGAAGGCGACGUCCUCCCUCCCGAAGUCGGCGGCGCCAUCGAGGCCUUGUGGAAGGACCGUGGCGUCCAAGAGUGCUUCAAGCGAUCCCGCGAGUACCAGCUCAACGACUCUGCACGAUACUACUUUGACAACAUCAGCCGCAUUGCCGCCCCCGACUACAUGCCCAACGACCAGGACGUUCUGCGCUCGCGUGUCAAGACGACGGGCAUCACGGAGACGACAUUCAUCAUCGGCGAUCUCACGUACCGAAUGUUCGACGUCGGUGGACAGCGGUCGGAGCGUAAGAAGUGGAUUCACUGCUUCGAAAACGUCACCACCAUCCUUUUUCUCGUCGCCAUCUCCGAGUACGACCAGUUGCUGUUCGAGGAUGAGACGGUCAAUCGUAUGCAAGAGGCGCUGACGCUGUUUGAUUCCAUCUGUAACUCGAGGUGGUUCAUCAAGACGUCCAUCAUCCUGUUCCUUAACAAGAUCGACCGGUUCAAGGAGAAGCUGCCCGUCAGCCCGAUGAAGAACUACUUUCCCGACUACGAAGGCGGUGACGACUAUGCCGCCGCCUGCGACUAUAUCCUCAACCGAUUCGUCAGCCUCAACCAGCAUGAGACGAAGCAAAUCUACACUCACUUCACGUGCGCCACCGAUACCACCCAGAUACGCUUCGUGAUGGCGGCAGUGAAUGACAUCAUCAUCCAAGAAAACCUCAGAUUGUGCGGUCUGAUUUGA
This is a messenger RNA of Hirsutella rhossiliensis, 1062 nucleotides long. Its product is annotated as g-protein alpha subunit domain-containing protein. The record is from RefSeq and is a predicted model, not a curated record. Gene Ontology annotation, molecular function: GTP binding; G-protein beta/gamma-subunit complex binding; G protein-coupled receptor binding. Gene Ontology annotation, cellular component: heterotrimeric G-protein complex. NCBI's taxonomy places the organism in Eukaryota, Fungi, Ascomycota, Sordariomycetes, Hypocreales, Ophiocordycipitaceae. The coding region runs from base 1 to 1062 and encodes 353 amino acids. Gene Ontology annotation, biological process: G protein-coupled receptor signaling pathway. The transcript has 4 exons.